Molecule: messenger RNA, 1589 nt
Organism: Eucalyptus grandis
Lineage: Eukaryota; Viridiplantae; Streptophyta; Magnoliopsida; Myrtales; Myrtaceae
Exons: 3
Coding region: 109-1215 (368 amino acids)
Cellular component (GO): plant-type cell wall
Source: RefSeq, a predicted model, not a curated record
UGCUUCUCAGCUCCAGUCCUGUCCAGCUCCAUUGAAAUCAUCAUUUUUUUCUCCUCCUGCGGAGAUUAAGGACAACUUCGUUUCCAAAUUUUAGCCGCGCAGAAUCUAAUGCCGACGAGAGCGGCCUUCCCAGCGGCGGUGCUGCUCCUCCUCUGCGCCGCCGCCGCCGCCUCCGCCGCCUUCAUCGACGGACUGUUGCCGAACGGCGACUUCGAGCUCGGGCCCAAGGCCUCGGACAUGAGGGGCACGGUGGUGGUCGGCCGCUACGCCGUCCCGAAGUGGGAGAUCUCGGGCUUCGUGGAGUACAUCAAGUCGGGGCAGAAGCAAGGGGACAUGCUCCUGGUGGUGCCCGCGGGCGCGUUCGCGGUGCGCCUCGGGAACGAGGCCUCCAUCAAGCAGCGGCUGCCGGUGGCGCGGGGGAUGUACUACUCCCUCACGUUCAGCGCGGCGCGGACGUGCGCCCAGGAGGAGAAGCUCAACGUGUCGGUGGCCCCCGACUGGGGCGUCCUGCCGAUGCAGACGCUCUACAGCAGCAACGGGUGGGACUCGUACGCCUGGGCGUUCCGGGCCGACCGGGACGUCGCCGAGAUCGUGAUCCACAACCCGGGCGUCGAGGAGGACCCGGCCUGCGGGCCCCUGAUCGACUCGGUCGCCAUCCGGGCCCUCUAUCCUCCAAAAGCAAGCAAUAGGAACUUGCUGAAGAAUGGGGAUUUCGAGGAAGGCCCCUACGUCUUCCCGAACACGUCGUGGGGCGUCCUGAUCCCUCCCAACAUCGAGGACGACCACUCCCCCUUGCCGGGCUGGAUGGUCGAGUCGCUGAAGGCGGUCAAGUACAUCGACUCGGGCCACUUCUCGGUCCCCGAAGGCAAGAGGGCCGUGGAGCUGGUGGCGGGGAAGGAGAGCGCCAUCGCGCAGGUGGCCCGGACCAUCCCCGGGAAGACGUACGUGCUCUCGUUCGCCGUCGGGGACGCGAGCAACUCCUGCGAGGGGUCCAUGGUCGUCGAGGCGUUCGCGGGCAAGGACACCGUCAAGGUCCCGUACGAGUCGAAGGGCAAGGGAGGGUACAAGCGCGCCGUGCUGCGGUUCAAGGCCGUGUCCGUUAGGACUCGGAUAAUGUUCUACAGCACGUUUUACACCAUGAGGAGCGACGACUUCUCUUCUCUCUGUGGCCCUGUUCUGGACGACGUGAAGCUGUUGAGCGUCCGGUUCCCGUGAUCGAUGGAGCAGUAUCGGCCCCAACAGGUCGGCUCGAACAUAUACUUAUCGAAAGAUUUGAUUAUCGAUUUAUGCGGUUGUUUUGGAGUGAAGAAGAGAGAUUUAGUUCUGUGUGGCUUUCGUUGAGCAAAUCAUCCAAGAAAUAAGAGCUAUACAAGGUAGGAAUGUCAAGAGUACUACUUGGCGAGUGUUUCUUUUAUGAGUGAUAAUGUACCUGGAGAAAGAAAAGAGUGAACGGUCAAUUAUGUUGCCAUCAGUUAUUGUGCCUUGAGGGAAAAGCUCACUUCUUGUUGGAGGAAAUUGCCAAUUUGACGUGGGACGUAUGUACUUAAACUACAGAGCUUUACUACUCCUAGUUUGACUGAAGUUCUGUA